Messenger RNA from Seminavis robusta, 279 nucleotides. The record is from the annotation of a GenBank genome assembly. NCBI's taxonomy places the organism in Eukaryota, Bacillariophyta, Bacillariophyceae, Naviculales, Naviculaceae.
AUGAGUCAAUUCGAAGCGAAACACCGCGGGGAAAGCAAGAUCAAGAAAGACAGUGUGGUCUUGGAUAUGACAAAUAUCAACAAGGGACCCAUCAGUCCGUUGGCGAACUGUGGUAUCAGUGGUAGUGAAGGUAGUGAAGGUCCCGCCACGCAGCCUCCAGUUGCCAAGAAGAAGAAGAUCCCAUUCCUUCGUCCGGUCAGGACAAACUUGAAAAGAGACUUUGACGAUGCCGAAGACAAGAAACCAGCUGCGAAGAAAAGCAAGAGCAAGAGCGAGUGA